This is a messenger RNA of Dictyostelium purpureum, 4197 nucleotides long. RefSeq lists its product as uncharacterized. Lineage: Eukaryota; Evosea; Eumycetozoa; Dictyosteliales; Dictyosteliaceae. The record is from RefSeq and is a predicted model, not a curated record. The transcript is spliced from 7 exons. Gene Ontology annotation, cellular component: endoplasmic reticulum. Gene Ontology annotation, biological process: endoplasmic reticulum to Golgi vesicle-mediated transport; GPI anchor metabolic process. Bases 1 to 4197 code for a protein of 1398 amino acids. Gene Ontology annotation, molecular function: phosphatidylinositol deacylase activity.
AUGAAAAGAAUACAAGCCACACCAUUUCGAAAGUGGUGUUUUCUAAUAGGCAUUAAUAUAUUAACAUUAAUACUAUUAACAAUAUCGACCCAAAAUAUAUUUUUAGAUAUAGACGAAAAUACUUGUACUAUGACAUUUAUGCUACCAAAUUAUUAUUUAGUACCAACAAAUCAUUCAAUAUAUCAACUUUAUUAUUAUAGAGAAGGAAGAAACUAUGAUAAGCUUUCACCAUAUUCGACUUAUUCAAUAAACGAUAUAAAUAAAAAAUUUACAGGUAUUCCUGUAUUAUUUAUACCAGGUAACAGUGGUAGCUAUAAACAAAUUCGUUCAGUUGGAGCAGAGGCAUAUCACCAUAUUAGAGGAGGUUCAUCAAAUUCUUUUAACAUACAGAAUCCAAAUAAAAAAAGGAAAGUGCCACCAUCAGAUUAUUAUAACGAAUUAGAUAUAUUUACAUUAAAUUUUGAGGAAGAAUUAUCAGCUUUAGGUGGUGAUGUCAUGUAUUCAGAAACGGAAUAUGUUAAUGAUUGUAUUAGUUCAAUUUUAAAAUUGUAUCAAGAUAAUCAUGAAUUAAAAGAUAAACCAACUAGUGUCAUUUUAAUUGGUCAUAGUAUGGGAGGUGUUGUAGCAAGAAUGACAGUUCUAUUACCCAAUCAUGUUUAUGGUUCAGUUACAACAAUUAUUACAUUAAAUUCAUCACACAGAAAUGCACCAGUUUAUACACAUCCAUCAACUGAAGAGUUUUAUAUAGAGUUAAAUAAGCAUUGGAGUAAACAAAUUCAACCAAAACACUACAAAUAUAAUAAAAAAGGAGAAUUAACUCAUUUACCAUCAAUUUAUGAUGAUAUUAUAGUUGUUUCAAUUGCAGGUGGUCAUAGAGAUACAUUAAUUAGAUCAGAAUUAACAUCAUUGGAUGGAUUGGUUCACCCAGAAAGAUCAUUUUCAGUCAUUACAACUUCAGUACCAGAUGUUUUGUUUGAAACAGAUCAUCAAAGUAUUCUUUGGUGCAACGAAGUAGUUUCAUCAAUUGUAGAAAGUUUAUUAUUAUUAGCCUCUAAAGAAACCAAACAAAAUUCAUAUCCAGCCCACGAGCGUUUAUUAAUUGUUAAAAGUGUUUUACAUAGUCAUGUACCAGAGGUUUUAGGUAUUACCAAAUUCCAAGAUCAACCAGAGUUUUUAAAACAAAAUCAACUUCAAACUCGUUAUGAUAUUGAUACAUUAACCGAAAUUGCCAAAAAGAAAUCUUUUGAAUCAUACUCAAUGCUUGCAUUGGUUCACAAAUCUGGUUUGUCAUAUAAAUCAAAUCCAAGAGUUAGAAUAACAACUUUACAGUCAGAGCCCUCAUUAUUUUAUUUUCAUUUUAAAAUUUCUGAUUGGAUUGGAGAAUCAAAUUAUUUUUCAUUAAGCUCAAGUUUAGCACAGGGUGAUUUUUCAGCUAUAUUAUACUCAAAAGAUUUUGAAAAAGUUCAAGAUGUUACAUUUAAUUCAUUUUCAUACCCACCAUUACAUCCAUUAUCAAAAGGUAAAAGAGACGAAAAACCAAUGGUUGAACCACCAUCAACUCAAUUAAUUUUAACUCACGACGAUAUGAAAAACUAUCAUUCACUUUUAAUUGCUUUUCCAAAAUCUGUUAGGGCCAGUAGUUUUUUCGCAGUUGCUCAGUUUUAUAAUAGCGCAGCAUCUAAUAUUAUAAUUCCAUCAGUCUCAUUCUUUGGUGAACAUAAAUUUACUUUACCAAUAGGUCACCCAAUUAUAAUGAAUUUCACUUUACCCAAGUAUACAAAUAAAUUCCCAAUUAAAGCCACCCUUGCUACCAAAUAUUUAGAUUUUGAUAAUAUUACUCCACUUAAAGAAGAUGAUGUCGAUUCAUCAAAAUACUCAAAUCUUGUAAUCAAUAAUUUAAAGCCAUUAGAAUCAGAGUAUCCAUUCUCAAUGGAUUUUGGACCUAGCGUUGAGGAUUUCGAUAUCAGAUUGGCAUUCUCAAAAAGAAAAUUUGUUGAUAAAAGUGCGGUCAUACAAAACAAUUAUCCAUUCUUUCUCCCAAUGUCCUAUCAAUUUAUUCCACAACUAAUGGAGGAGGGAAAAUUUGUAACCAACUGUACUUUAACUAGAGUCAAGUUCCAUCAAUCAACAAAAGCUCAAUUAUCUCAUAAAUUUAAAAAAAUUGAAAAAUCAUCAACUACCCAUGUUAAAUUAUUAGACCCAAUUCAAGAUAAUGAAAAAAAUCAACAAAUAAUAUCAAAGCAAUAUAGUAAAGAGAUUGAACAAACUCAAGCAAUGGAUUUUUCUUCUUAUAAUCAACAAACAGCAACUCAAAAACUAUCUUCAGAAGUUAAAUUUAAAAACAAAUUAUUACAUAUUCAAGAUGAUCCAGAAGAAGGACAAGAUAUUUUAUCAUUCAGUAAUAAUAUUAAUAAUAAUAACAAUAAUAACAAUAAUAAUAAUGAUAACGACAAUGAUAAUAAUGUUGAUGUUGAUAGUAGCAGUAUUUAUACAAUUGAAGGUAAACAAGAAAUUGAUAUUAAUAACCCACAUUUAUUAAUGAUGUUAGAUCCAUUUUAUUCAUACGAAAUUACCAUCACCUAUGACUUAUUUGGAAGUAUCGGCACAUUAAUUUUCUCUUAUGCAAUUUCAAUUAUUCCAUGUUCAUUCGGUCUUUUCCUUUGGGUAUUUUCUGCUCAGUUAAAUAAUAUUAUAAGAAAUGACAAAUAUCCAAGUUUAUUAACAACUUUGAGAGAUCAAUCAAUUCGAUUAGUACCAUAUUUAGUAUAUUUACCAAUUGUAAUCUGUAUCAUUUUUUCAAUGUUUGGUAUCACAUUCCCUACUUUAUAUGGUCAAACUUUUCCAGAUCCAUUCAUCAACUCAUUUAUGGUCGAAAGAAUACCACCAUUUUGGUCAAUUCCAAUAUUAUUUAUUACAUCAGUUUGUAUUUUAACAAUUUUAAUUUUAGUUACAAAUCUUUUAUUCUCUUUUGGUGCGUCAUGUAAUAAAAUAACUUCAAAAUUUUCAAAUAUAUUAAAUACCAAUACGAAUAAUAGUAGCAUUAACAAUAACAAUAAUAAUAAUAAUAAUAAUAUUAAUAAUAAUAGUAUUAAUAAUAACAAUAAUAUUAACAAUAAUAUUAAUAAUAAUAAUAAUAAUAUUAAUAAUCUUUUACCAAUUACACCAAUUGGUAAUAAUUUAGAAAAUAAUAUUAAUAACGAUAGCUUAAACAUUGAUAAUAAUAUUAAUAUAAAUAUCGAUAAUUGUAUUGAUUCCAAUGUUAUCAUUGAUAAAAACGACAAUAAUAAUACCAAUAAUAGUGGUGUUAUCAAUAGCGAAUUUAAUAAUAGAAAUAAUAGUUUAUUAAAAACUAAUAAUAAUAACUUAAAUAAUAAUAAUCUAAAUAAUAACAAUAGUUUAACUAAUAAUAAUAUUAACAAUAUUAAUAACAACAACAAUUUAAAUAAUUUUAAUAAUGAACCAAUAGUAAUUAGUAACAGAUGUAUAACGAGUCCAACUACAUCAGGAUUAUAUUUAGGUAGUUCAUCAUCCUCAACACCAAAAUUAAAUAUUCGUAAUUUACAAUUUUCCUCUUCAAAAUGGGUAGUCAUUGGAGGUAUAAUGAUUAUUAUCCUCCAUUCAGCUUUAGGUUUAGUCGCAUUUUUAUUAUUUUUAUUAUUCUCUUCAAGUAAACAAUUAAACAAUAGUAAUAAUAAUAACAAUAGCAGUAAUAAUAACAAUAAUAAUAAUAAUGGCACCGUUAAUAAUACAACUUCUACAUCUUCAAUGUCACCAUUAUUAAUUUCAAGUAUGGCAAAUAGUGUAAUUAACAGUGGAGGCGGUGUAAAUAGUAUCAAUACUAUUAGCAAAAAGAAAGAAUUAUAUUACAGACAAAGCAUUUUUUUAAUGUAUAUCUUUUCUUCGUUUAUUAUGGCACCAAACCUUAUUGUAUGGAUCAAACAUUUAUCCUUUGAAUGGAAAAUUCUAGAUUCUUAUGAAUUAUUUAUAAUUUUAGCAAUUACCCAUAUUUUCUUAUCAACAAUCGAAUUAAAUUUAAAUAAUCUUAUUAUUUUAAGAUUUAUUCUUAUCAUCAUAUCGAUUUUGGUUCCAAUUUAUUGUAUUCUCUUUGUUUAUAGAAUGCUUUAUUUCAAUUUAAUAUUAUCAUUUGUUUUCAUCGUAUGUCAUAUUUGGAGUAGAUUAAAAGAAAAAAUUGUUUAA